AUGUACAAUUGGGAUGCAUUUGGUGAUCACGAAGCUCGAGGAGAUGUUCAAUUCUUUGUCAAUGGAGGCGUCAUUCAGCCAAUGUGCACUUCAUCAAUCAACACCAUUGCUCAAACGUGUUCUCAUCUUUUUGCUUCAUCUGUCUGGGUUGAAUCAGUUCGAGCACAAAGACCGCUGUUUCCUUCACUUCAAUGCGAGUCAUGGGAAAAUUUCCUACGUAAUGAUUGCAACUUAAAUGCACCAGUCGGAAAUAUGGGCGUUGUAACUUCAACAAAUCUUCGUGGAACAUACUUUUUACGAACCAACCUUGAAGCUCCAUUCUCUAGAGAUCAACUUGGUCUGUAA
Messenger RNA from Clunio marinus, 345 nucleotides. Lineage: Eukaryota; Metazoa; Arthropoda; Insecta; Diptera; Chironomidae. The record is from the annotation of a GenBank genome assembly.